Messenger RNA from Alternaria atra, 1167 nucleotides. RefSeq lists its product as uncharacterized. The record is from RefSeq and is a predicted model, not a curated record. The transcript is spliced from 2 exons. NCBI's taxonomy places the organism in Eukaryota, Fungi, Ascomycota, Dothideomycetes, Pleosporales, Pleosporaceae. The coding region runs from base 1 to 1167 and encodes 388 amino acids.
AUGGCGGUGCAGACCUCAAGACCUUGCAAAGAAACGGCGGAUGCCAUGAAAUUCUGCGGUGACUAUAAGGCCCUCCAUAAAGUAUUGAACCCCAAAUGGACAAAGUCUGCCGCGCAAAACGUCUUCCGAGACAGGGCGGCUACGCCAGAAUGGCUACGGGAAUUCGAAUUGUAUCAAGAGACCUACGCGACCGUUGAGCCUGACACAGAUAGCUGCACACCAGCAAUGCGUCAGGUCAUCGAACACGAGCUGGAACGAGACGUCAACGCUCCACUGAAGUUACACAUGGCCAUCCCCAAGAAUCUGGUCAGGACAUGCAGUCCUACAUCUAUCAGGAUUGCCAUUCGCUUCCAUGGAGGGGGAGGAGUGACUGGACACCCGAGGUAUGGCCCCUGGGAAUGUCGUGCAGAUCUAGAGUGGAUUUUGUCAUCACCCAAUACGAUCAGCAUCGAGCCUACCUAUUGCCUUUUGCCUGAGGCCUCUGGAGACACUAUAUACGGUAACAUAAGGAGCCUUUGCGCCUUUCUGUUCAAGGACUUGGAGGCCGCCCUCGAAUCGAUCAACCCGCACUUCGCCAUUGCUUGGGAUCAUGUUUACAUCUUUGGCAUCAGCUUCGGAGGUUGGAUGGCGCUGGGCCUGUUUCUAGAGUUCGGUAACUGGAAUUCGAGGCCUCCAAACUUUCGCAUUCGAGCGGUUAUUCUCAGAUGUCCACUCGUGAAAGAAUACCGUCGCGAGCAGGGGCGCUUCAUGGGUGUUGAGAUCCCAGAGCAGCAAGCUAUUGAUGAUAGCAAGAAGAUCUACGACAUCAAGUGUCGUAUGCCAUUCCAGCUCCAUAGGGCCGGAGAUCACCCACCUGGGGGGAUGUAUGGUGCAUACGCAUUGUCUGUAGCAAAGUGUUGGGGGAUGAUCUGGGGGUCCAACAUGAUGUUCGAUAUGAUCAAAGAGACACAGGAGUGCCCAGACCCUCGGGCAAAGGUGCGCAUCGACCAUGGCACUGCGGACAUCCAGGUACCGUAUACAUCGUCUGAAGAGCUCUGCGCCCUGUUUUCGGAGAAGGGGUGGCAGAAAAUCGACCUGAUACCCCAUGAAGACAAGCCGCACGCGUGGGACUACAAGGAUCCGAUCACAGAGAGUUUAUUAGACUACCUCCAUACAAGCUCGGUCUAG